GUGUUCGAUUCCAGCUUUAGGUCACCGCAGACUAUAACUGCCCACCGUCGUAACUUCCAAGCCAGGAGUAAAGCCUAGCAUGUUCCAUCAAGAGACUGGCACUGCAAAAUAAUAUUAAAGAAACAACAAAUUUUAAGACGAAAGAACGAAACGUGCUCGUAUAAACCGCGAAUCUUUCUUUCUAUUACUAAUCCCCAAAAAAAUAAAAAAUAAAAGUAACACAAGCCUUCAAUUGAAUUCCUCUCUUUUACAUUUCAGGAGAUGCUACUAGGAAUUUAUAUAAUAACUGGAUAGAAAACGGUGAUACGAUAAUCGAAUUAUCGGCGGCAAGAUGUUGGAGGAUCAGGUGGCGUAUCUGCUGCAGAGGUACUUAGGGAAUUAUGUCAGGGGACUUAAUAAAGAAGCUCUCAAGAUCAGUGUUUGGCAAGGUGAUGUAGAGCUAACAAAUAUGCAACUGAAGCCAGAGGCACUAAAUGCGUUACAGUUGCCUGUGAAGGUUAAAGCAGGGUUUCUUGGAUCAGUAAAGCUUAAGGUUCCAUGGAGUAGGCUUGGCCAAGAUCCAGUUUUGGUUUACCUGGAUCGAAUUUUUUUAUUAGCAGAACCAGCGACUGAAGUUGAGGGGCAUAGUGAAGAUGCAGUCCAGGAAGCAAAGAAAAGCCGAGUGCGGGAAAUGGAAAUGAAGUUGUUGGAGAGGGCACAACGACUGAAGUCAGAAAUGAAUAAAUCGUGGUUGGGGUCACUUAUCAACACUAUAAUUGGGAACUUGAGGCUUUCAAUUUCAAAUAUCCAUAUUAGAUAUGAAGAUGCAGAGAGCAACCCUGGCCACCCCUUUGCAACGGGUAUAACUUUGGGGAAACUCUCAGCUAUUACGGUUGAUGAUAAUGGGAUGGAAACUUUUGUAACCGGUGGUACACUAGAUCGCAUUCAGAAGUCUGUCGAACUUGAUCAACUUGCUCUUUAUCUGGAUUCUGAUAUAUCACCAUGGUAUGUUGACAAACCAUGGGAGGACUUGCUUCCUUCAGAGUGGGUUCAGGUUUUCAGGUUUGGUACAAACAAUGGUAAACCAGCCAAUCGUAUAAUGAAAAAGCACUCGUACAUUCUUCAGCCAGUGACUGGGAAUGCAAAAUAUUCAAAGUUGCGGUCAAAUGACUCUGAUAAUGGUGGUCAACCUCUACAGAAAGCAGCAGUGAACUUGGAUGAUGUGACACUCUGUUUGUCAAAGGAUGGAUACAGGGAUAUUUUAAAAUUAGCUGAUAACUUUGCUGCAUUUAAUCAACGCUUAAAAUAUGCACAUUAUCGCCCAGUUGUGUCGGUGACAUCUAAUCCACGGUCGUGGUGGAAGUAUGCCUUCAAAGCUGUUUCUGACCAGAUGAAGAAGGCAAGUGGGAAAUUGUCCUGGGAGCAAGUACUAAGAUAUGCAAGGUUACGCAAGAAAUAUAUAUCAUUGUAUGCCUCUUUGCUGAAGUCUGACCCUAGCCGGGCGAUAAUUGAUGACAACAAUGAAAUUGAGGAGCUGGAUUGUGAACUUGAUAUUGAACUCAUACUACAGUGGAGGAUGUUGGCUCACAAGUUUGUGGAGCGAUCAAUAGAAUCAGAGCUUUACUCGAGGAAACAGAAAGCUCAGAAAUCAUGGUGGUCAUUUGGAUGGAACAGUCAAUCUCUUAAAGGUGAAAGUGAAGAAUUUCAUUUUAAUGAUGAGGACUGGGAGCAAUUGAACAAAUUGAUAGGCUAUAGGGAAAGUGAUGAUGAGCAAUCAAUAUUGUUCAACCAGAGUAUGGAUGCUCUUCAUACUCAUUUAGAGGUUCACAUGCAACAUAAUGCUUCAAAGCUCGUUGAUGGAUCCCAUGAGUCUCUUGCUGAAUUAUCAUGUGAUGGCCUUGAUUGCUCCAUUAAGCUUUUUCCCGAAACAAAGGUUUUUGACAUGAAAUUAGGGUCAUAUCGGUUAUCAUCACCAAAUGGUCUUCUUGCUGAGAGUGCAAGUGCUUUGGACUCUUUGACCGGUGUCUUCUGCUAUAAACCUUUUGAUGCUAAGGUGGAUUGGAGCAUGGUUGUCAAAGCUUCUCCAUGUUACAUGACUUAUUUGAAGGAUUCCAUUGAUGAGAUCAUCAAAUUUUUUGAAAGCAACCAUGCUGUUAGUCAGACUAUUGCUCUGGAAACAGCAGCUGCUGUGCAGAUGACAAUUGAUGGAGUCAAGCGCACUGCUCAGCAGCAAGUGAACAGAGCAUUGAAGGAUCAAUCAAGGUUUCUGUUGGAUUUGGAUAUUGCGGCUCCAAAGAUUACAAUUCCAACCGAAUUUCGUCCUAACAACAUUCAUUCAACAAAACUUAUGCUAGACUUGGGAAAUUUGGUGAUACGCUCGCAGGAUGACUAUGGAAGCAGAGCAUCUGAGGAGCUCGAUUUGUAUUUGCAGUUUGAUUUGGUGUUAAGUGAUAUGUGUGCUUUUUUGGUUGAUGGCGACUAUCACUGGAGUCAAACCUCUUUGCACCAGUCUCUUGAAUCUGGCCGAUCAAGUGGGAUUAGUUUCUUGCCUGUUGUUGACAAGUGUGGGGUAAUCUUAAGGCUCCAGCAGAUUCGGCUAGAAAACCCAUCCUAUCCUUCAACAAGACUCUCUGUGCGGUUGCCAUCAUUAGGGUUUCACUUUUCUCCUGCGCGAUAUCAUCGAUUGAUGCAAGUAGCAAAGAUCUUUCAGGAUGAUGAUGCUGAGAAUUUCAAUCUUAUUCGACCUUGGGAUCAAGCAGAUUUUGAGGGGUGGUUAUAUCUUCUUGUCCGAAAGGGAAUGGGAAAUAGGGAAGCUGUAUGGCAGCGGCGUUAUCUUUGUUUAGUUGGGCCUUUUCUUUAUAUACUGGAAAAUCCUGGUUCUAAAUCUUACAAGCAGUAUCUCAGCUUACGAGGAAAACAAAUAUAUCAAGUUCCAGAAGAAUUGGUUGGUGGUGUGCAGCUUGUAUUGUCUAUCUGUGAUGCUGGUCAUCAAAUUAAUAAGGUUGUAGAAGAUGUGAAUGCAUUAAUACUACGAUGUGAUUCAGAUGAUUUGCUGAAAAAUUGGCAAAGCCGCUUGCAAGGGGCCAUAUAUCGUGCUUCAGAUUCUGCACCUAUUAUUAGUCUUUCAGAAACUUCAUCAGAUGCUGAUGACUCUGAAAUGGAACUUAAUGACAAACUCGAGGCAAGUAAUAUUUCGACAAUGGAGCGUGUGUUUCUUACUGGAGUUCUUGAUGAAUUAAAGAUCUGCUUCAAUUACAGUGGUCGGCAUGACCUGAGUUUUGUAAAGAUGCUUCUUGCUGAAGAAAAUCCUUUGUUUGAGUUCCGAGCAAUAGGUGGCCAGGUUCAAUUAUCAAUUAGAGCAAAUGACAUGUUCAUCGGUACUGUUCUAAAAUCUUUGGAGAUUGAAGAUUUAGUUUGUGCCAGAAACAUUUCUCAGCCUUCUUUCCUGGCAAGAUCAUUCAUCCGAAUUGAAGAUGGGAAUUCAUCCCUUGAUGAUACUCAGAGCUCUGACAACAAUAAUUUAACUCCUAGUGAAGGCGAGGAUAAGUUCUACGAGGCAUCAGAAAAUUUGGUUGACCCUGAUCUGGCUUUUCAAAAUCCACUUCCAUUUGAAACUGCAUUAUUGAAGCCUCCUAAUUUUGGUCGAAUUGCUGGUUUACUACCUGGUGACACUGUUCAAAACAAGAUGGAGGACAUUGAACUAACUAAUGAUUUGGAUAGUUUUGUGAAAGCUCAGAUAGUUAUCUAUGAUCACAACUCUUCUCUGUACAGUAACAUUGAUAUGCAGGUCUCAGUGACACUGGCUACAUUGUCAUUUUACUGCCGCAGACCCACAAUUCUUGCCAUCAUGAAAUUUGUGAAUACUAUCAAUUUGGAUGAUGGAAAUAGUGGAUCUCUCAGUGAUAGUAAUUCAGCAACAGUUGUUAAACAUGGCAAUUGUACAGAAAACGUGGUUGGUGGUCAAUAUCUGACAACGAGUGAGGAGUCUGUUGUUAAGGGUUUGCUGGGGAAGGGAAAAUCCAGAAUUAUAUUCAAUCUGAUAUUGAAUAUGGCUCGUGCUCAGAUUUUGUUAAUGAAUGAAAAUGAAACGAAGCUAGCUUCAUUAUCCCAGGAUAAUUUACUUACAGAUAUCAAGGUCUUUCCAAGCUCUUUUAGUAUAAAGGCAGCUCUUGGGAAUCUCAGAAUAAGUGAUGAAAGUCUUCCUGUUAACCAUGCAUAUUUUUGGAUCUGUGAUAUGAGAGAUCCUGGGGGCAGCUCAUUUGUCGAGCUGGUUUUUACUUCAUUCAGUGUUGACGAUGAAGACUAUGAGGGUUAUGAAUAUAGCCUUUUUGGGCAGCUUUCAGAAGUCCGGAUUGUCUAUUUGAACCGUUUUGUGCAGGAGGUUGUUAGUUACUUUAUGGGUCUUGCUCCCAAUAACUCAAAGGGUGUAGUUAAGUUGAAAGAUCAAAUUACAAAUUCUGAGAAGUCAUUUACUACCAGUGAGAUUGAGGGAUCUCCUGCUCUGAAGUUGAAUCUUUCACUCAGGAAGCCAAUAAUUUUGAUGCCUAGGAGAACCGACAGUCCCGAUUACUUGAAACUUGAUGUGGUUCACAUAACCGUACAGAAUACCUUUCAUUGGUUUUGUGGUGGUAAAAAUGAGGUGAAUGCUGUCCACUUGGAAACAUUAACGAUUCAGGUUGAGGACAUCAAUUUGAAUGUUGGUUCUGGAACAGAAUUGGGUGAAAGCAUAAUUAAAGAUGUUAAGGGGGUUUCUAUUGGCAUUCAAAGGUCACUCCGAGACUUGUUGCAUCAAGUACCAAGUAUAGAAGCUUCAAUUAAGAUAGAAGAAUUAAGAGCGGCUCUGUCGAAUAGGGAGUACCAGAUUGUUACUGAAUGCACACUAUCUAAUAUGUCUGAGACUCCACAUGCUGUUCCCCCAGUGAAUCAUGAUUCUGAGGCAUCUUCUGCUGAUAUGAUAGAACCUGUUGAUUCUCAGGAUGCAGUUUCUGUUGAAUCUGAGGCCGAGAAUGGGGAGUCAUGGAUUUUAAUGAAAGUUUCUGUUCUUAUUAGUCUAGUUGAGUUGAGCCUACAUACUGGAUUAGCCAGAGAUGCAUCUCUGGCCACAUUACAGAUUGCUGGUGCAUGGCUUCUGUACAAGUCUAAUAACCUUGGGGACGGUUUUCUCUCAGCAACACUUAAGGGCUUCACUGUGAUUGAUGAUCGGGAGGGAACAGAAGAGGAAUUUAGAUUGGCAAUAGGGAAGCCUGAGAAUAUUGGUUAUGGCCCCCUUCCCUCCCUAACUGAUUAUGAAAACCCGCAUUUAUUUAAUGAACAUUUAAAAAAUGAUAGCAAGAUCGAACCAACUCCUACAAUGCUUAUACUGGAUGCUAAAUUUGGUGAACACUCAACUUUUAUUUCUCUCUGUGCUCAACGGCCGCAACUACUUGUUGCACUUGAUUUUCUUCUGCCUGUUGUUGAGUUUUUUGUUCCUACUCUGGGUAGUACAAUGUCAAAUGAAGAAGAUAACCCCAUACAUGUGGUUGAUGCAAUUACUUUGGAUAACUCAAUCCAUAGGCAAACCUCUGCUGAAAUCUCACUCUCUCCACUGAGACCAUUAAUUGUUGACAGUGAGAGAUUUAACCAUUUCAUUUAUGAUGGCCAAGGUGGAAUAUUACAUUUAAAAGACAGACAGGGACAUAAUCUCUUUGCACCCAGCAAGGAAGCUAUUAUAUAUGUGGGAAGUGGGAAAAAAUUGCAAUUCAAAAAUGUUAUCAUCAAGAAUGGGAAAUUGUUGGAUUCUUGUAUUUCAUUGGGAAGCAAUAGUAGCUACCUUGCUUCAAGGAUUGAUCAGGUCCAUCUGGAGGAAGAUGACGAACUCUCAUAUUUGGAUUCCUCUGGAGAAAGAAAAAGUGAUGUACAUACUGAAAAUACUGCAGUUGACAGAUCCACAGAAUUCAUCAUUGAGUUUCAGGCUAUUGGUCCAGAGCUAACUUUCUAUAGUACAUGCCAAGAUGUGGGAAUGUCACCGAUCAUCUCCAACAAACUCUUACAUGCACAGUUGGAUGCGUUUGCCAGGCUUGUUUUGAAGGGCGAUACUAUGGAAAUGACUGCAAAUGCACUUGGUUUAAUGAUGGAGAGUAAUGGAAUCAGGAUUUUGGAGCCUUUUGACACCUCCGUGACCUUUUCAAAUGCUUCUGGGAAGACUAACAUUCAUUUAUCUGUUUCAAAUAUAUUUAUGAAUUUUACAUUCAGCAUCUUGAGACUGUUUAUAGCCAUUGAAGAAGACAUUUUGGCUUUUCUGAGGAUGACCUCAAAGCAGAUAACAGUUGCCUGUUCUGAGUUUGACAAAGUUGGAAUAAUAAGAAAUCCAUGCAAUGACCAAAUAUAUGCAUUUUGGAGACCUCGUGCACCACCUGGCUUUGCGGUUCUUGGUGACUAUCUGACUCCACUGGACAAGCCACCUACAAAAGGAGUUCUUGCUGUGAAUAUGAACUUUGCAAGAAUCAAGAGACCUAUGUCCUUCAAACGAAUUUGGCCCCCAUUAGAUUCUGAGGAAAUGUCUGAUCAAGCUGUAACCAGCUCUAGCUUUCUACAAAAUGGCCCCAAAUUGGAUGUUAGCUGUUCCCUUUGGUUUCCUGAAGCACCCAAAGGCUAUGUUGCAUUGGGCUGUGUGGUGUCCACAGGAAGAACACAGCCACAUCUGUCCUCUGCCUUUUGCAUCCUAGCCUCUCUAGUUUCUCCUUGUCCCUUGAGGGAUUGUAUCACCAUAAUCUCUACUAAUCAUUAUCCGUCGACUUUGGCCUUCUGGCGUGUGGAAAACUCUUUUGGUACUUUCUUGCCAGCAGACCCAAAAACUCUUAGCUUAAUAGGUGGAGCUUAUGAAUUGCGCCAUAUAAAAUAUGGGCUUCCAGAAUUUUCUUCCAGGACAUCUGAAAUUUCAGAUUUACAAACUUUAUCUGGUGAUGUGGAUGAACUGCAAUCAAAAAACUCAACUUCUCUAAACUCUGGUCGGCAUUUUGAAGCUGUCGCUAGUUUUCAGUUGAUAUGGUGGAAUCGGGCUUCAAGCUCAAGGAAGAAACUAUCCAUAUGGCGUCCAGUAGUCGCUCAUGGCAUGGUGUAUUUUGGUGAUAUUGCUGUUAAAGGGUAUGAGCCUCCUAAUACAUGUAUUGUCCUUCAUGAUACUGGAGAUCAAGAUCUCUUCAAAGCGCCUUUGGAUUAUCAACUUGUUGGGCAGAUUAAGAAACAAAGGGGAAUGGAUAGCAUUUCUUUCUGGAUGCCACAAGCCCCCCCGGGCUUUGUUUCAUUGGGCUGCGUUGCAUGUAAGGGAUCUCCAAAACUAUAUGAUUUCAGCAAAUUAAGAUGCAUGCGCAGUGACAUGGUUGCUGGGGAUCAGUUCUUAGAGGAAAGUGUAUGGGAUACAUCUGAGGCCAAGUCUACGAGGGAACAAUUUAGCAUAUGGACAGCUGGCAACGAAUUAGGGACAUUUAUUGUUCGCAGUGGUUUUAAAAGACCUCCAAGAAGAUUUGCUCUAAACUUAGCAGAUCCUAGCUUACCUAGUGGUUCAGAUGAUACUGUCAUUGAUGCGGAGAUUGGAACCUUUUCCACAGCCAUUUUUGACGAUUAUGGUGGCUUGAUGGUUCCAUUGUUCAACAUAUCUCUAAGUGGAAUAGGGUUCAAUUUGCAUGGAAGAACUGGUUACUUAAACUCUACUGUCAGCUUCUCAUUGGCUGCAAGAUCAUAUAAUGAUAAGUAUGAAUCAUGGGAGCCACUUGUUGAGCCAGUCGAUGGAUUUGUAAGAUACCAAUAUGAUCUUAACGCACCAGGGGCAGCUUCACAGCUACGACUGACCUCAACAAGGGAGUUGAACUUAAAUGUUACUGUAUCUAACGCUAAUAUGAUUAUUCAAGCUUAUGCAAGCUGGAAUAAUCUUAGUCAUGUGCAUGAAUAUUACAAAAAUAGAGACGAGUUUCCUUCAAUUUACGGUGCAAGAUCUGUGAUUGAUGUGCAUCAGAAGAGAAAUUAUUUUAUUGUCCCACAAAAUAAGCUUGGUCAGGACAUUUUUAUUCGGGCAACUGAAAUGUUGGGCCGGUCAAAUAUAAUAAGGAUGCCCUCUGGGGAUAUAUUGCCUUUGAAAGUUCCUGUUUCAAAAAAUAUGUUGGAGUCUCACUUGAAAGGAAAACUUUGUGCUAAAGUUAGAAAAAUGGUGACUGUUAUCAUAGUGGAUGCACAGUUCCCAAGAGACGGAGGGUUGACUUCUAAUUUCUACACUGUAGCAAUCCGUCUAACUCCAAAUCAGGUUGUGGGUGGUGAAUCACUGUAUCAUCAACAAAGUGCACGCACAAGUGGAAGCAUCUCAAACUCUUCUUCUUCCGAGCUUGAAUUGGUCAACUGGAAUGAAAUAUUUUUUUUUAAAGUUGACUGCCCGGAUAAUUACUUGUUGGAACUUAUUGUCACUGACAUGGGAAAAGGUGGUCCGGUUGGAUUUUCUUCAGCUCCUUUGAAUCAGAUUGCAGUAAAAAUCCAAGAUAGCUUUACUCAGUCUGAUUAUCUGAACUAUUUGACUUGGAUAGACUUAGCCCCUGCAAAAUCUAGGACUGCGAAUCUAGGAGAGGAACAUAGUAAGGCAUCUGGAAGAAUAAGAUGUUCUGUAUUCUUAUCACCUGGAUCUGAAGCUGAGGACAGAUAUGAGUAUUUUGUUGGUGACAGAAAACCUGGAUUUAUUCAGAUUAGUCCUGGCAUGGAAGGGCCCUGGACUACUGUGAGACUAAAUUAUGCUGCACCUGCUGCUUGCUGGCGACUGGGCAAUGAUGUUGUUGCCAGUGAAGUAGGUGUAAAGGAUGGAAAUAGAAAUGUGACAAUAAGGUCUCUGGUUUCAGUACGUAACAGUACAGAUUUUAUACUUGAUUUGCACCUUGUAUCCAAGGCUUCCAGUGAUGCAAGUAAAUCUGGAGAAUUACACAGUGAUGGUAGAACUCAGACGGAUGAGUUCUUUGAAACUGAAAUCUACAAACCAAAUGCUGGUUGGGUUGGCUGCUCAAAUCUCUCAGAUGCUAGCGGUUGCCAUGAGGCUGUUUUUGGAGUGGAGUUGCCUUCAGGCUGGGAAUGGAUUGAUGAUUGGCAUUUGGAUACUUCAUCUGUCAAUACUUCUGAAGGUUGGGUUCAUUCUCCGGAUGCUGAAAGGCUGAAGUGGCCCGAGUCAUUUGAUCCUAUGAAGUUUGUGAAUCAUGCUAGGCAAAGGAGAUGGAUCAGGAACCGAAAGCAAAUUUCCGGGGAAGUAAAGCAAGAAAUAUCUGUUGGAUCAGUUAAACCUGGAGAUACUUUACCUCUUCCUUUAUCAGGCAUAACACAAUUUGGAAUGUAUAUCUUGCAAUUAAGACCUUCUAGUCAUAAUACUUCUGAUGGACAUUCCUGGAGUUCUGUGGUAGAGAGGCCUGGUCAAACUGUGGAAAAUGGCAACUCAAAAGGUUCUGGAAUAUGCAUAUCGAAUCUCACAGAGCGCGAGGAACUUUUAUGCUGCACCCAGAUAAGUGGUACCUCUUCAAAUUGUUCUCACAGAACGUGGUUUUGUGUAAGCAUACAAGCUACAGAGAUUGCAAAAGACAUGCAUUCUGAUCCUAUUCAGGAUUGGAGUCUUGUGGUCAAAUCCCCAUUAUCUCUCAGCAAUUAUCUUCCCCUUGCUGCUGAAUACUCUGUUCUUGAAAUGCAAGCUACUGGUCAUUUUGUUGCAUGUGCUAGGGGAAUAUUUUCUCCAGGAAAGACUCUGAAGAUUCAUACUGCCGACAUAGGAAAGCCUUUGUUCCUUUCUCUGCUACCACAGAGUGGGUGGCUGCCAAUACAGGAAGCUGUUCUUAUAUCUCAUCCUAGUGGACUACCAUCUAAAACAAUAAGCUUAAGAAGUUCAAUUUCCGGAAGGAUUGUUCAACUCAUUCUUGAACAAAAUUAUGAUAAUGAACGACCGCUGCUGACAAAGAUUAUUAGAGUCUAUGCCCCUUAUUGGUUGUCAGUAGCCAGAUGCCCUCCACUUUCAUAUAGACUUGUAGAUCUGGCAAGGAAAAAACAUGCUCGGAGGAUAGCUCCUUCAUUUGAAUCCAAAAAUAGCAAUGAAGUAAUUCUUGAGGAAAUUACAGAAGAGGAAAUAUUUGAAGGCUAUACAAUUGCUUCUGCUUUGAAUUUCAAUAUGUUAGGCCUUUCAGUGUCAAUUGCUCAAAGUGGCGUGGACCAGCAAUUUGGGCCUGUUACAGAUCUUUCUCCCCUUGGUGACAUGGAUGGGUCACUGGAUCUCUAUGCUCAUGAUGCUGAUGGUAACUGCAUAAGGCUAUUUGUUUCUGCAAAACCAUGUCCCUACCAAUCUGUCCCUACUAAGGUAAUUUCUGUGCGACCAUACAUGACUUUUACAAACAGACUCGGUCAAGAUAUAUUUAUCAAGUUACACAGUGGUGAUGAACCAAAAAUUCUUCAUGCAUAUGAUUCGAGAACCUCCUUUGUAUAUCACGAAGGUGAAACUGAUAAACUCCAGGUUCGGCUAGAAGACACAGAAUGGUCGUACCCUGUUCAAAUUACAAAAGAGGACACCAUCUUUCUGGUUUUGAGGAGAUUGAAUGGUACUCGAAAUAUUUUGAGGACAGAAAUAAGGGGCUAUGAGGAAGGAUCACGGUUUAUAGUUGUGUUUCGCCUUGGAUCGACUGAUGGUCCUAUCAGGAUUGAGAACAGGAUACCUAGCAAGAUGAUAAGCAUUCGCCAAACAGGAUUUGGUGAUGGUGCAUGGAUUAUUUUGGAACCACUAUCAACAACGAACUUUUCUUGGGAUGAUCCAUAUGGCCAAAAAUUCAUUGAUGCCAAAAUAGAUUUUGAUGGUAGUAUUGGUGUUUGGAAAUUUGAUUUGGAAAGGCCUGGGAUUUCUUCUAUAGAGAAUGAAGAAACAGGAUUGCAGUUUCAUGUUGUGGAUUUGGGAGAUAUAAAAGUAGCUAGGUUUAGAGAUAAUAGCAGUUUAACAUCACAUGGAGAAAGCACAUCUCUAAGACCUUCAGGCUAUUUGGAAAAUUCUAGGGGGCAUACUGAAAGGGAUAAUAACAUCACACCUAUAGAGCUUAUAGUCGAACUGGGAGUGGUUGGGAUUUCUGUUGUGGAUCAUAGACCAAAAGAGCUCUCUUACUUGUACUUGGAAAGAGUGUUCAUAUCGUUCUCGACUGGCUAUGAUGGUGGGAAAACAAGCAGGUUCAAGCUCAUACUGGGUUAUCUGCAACUUGACAAUCAGCUUCCUCUAACCUUGAUGCCAGUGCUGUUGGCGCCUGAGCAGAUCACUGAUAUGCAUAAUCCAGUUUUUAAGAUGACUAUAACACAACACAAUGAGAACGCUGAUGGCAUCCUAGUUUAUCCAUAUGUAUAUGUGCGGGUGACUGAAAAGGUUUGGAGGCUUAAUAUCCAUGAACCUAUCAUCUGGUCAUUUGUUGAUUUCUACAACAAUCUCCAGCUUGAUCGUCUCCCCCAAAGCUCUAGUGUCACACAAGUUGAUCCAGAGAUACGUGUAGAGCUAAUAGAUGUUUCAGAAAUAAGACUGAAGUUGUCAUUAGAGACAGCCCCAGCUCAGAGACCACAUGGGGUCCUAGGUGUAUGGAGUCCCGUUCUGUCUGCUGUUGGCAAUGCAUUUAAAAUUCAGGUUCAUCUGAGGAGGGUGAUGCACGCAGACAGAUUCAUGCGAAAGAGCUCCAUCGUCCCUGCCAUUGGAAACCGAAUUUGGAGAGAUCUGAUCCAUAAUCCUUUGCAUCUAUUGUUCUCAGUAGAUGUACUUGGAAUGACAAGUUCAACACUGGCUUCUCUUAGUAAAGGGUUUGCUGAACUUUCAACUGAUGGACAGUUUCUGCAAUUACGCUCUAAGCAGGUGCGAUCAAGGAGAAUCACUGGAGUAGGCGAUGGAAUUAUUCAAGGAACAGAAGCUUUGGCACAGGGUGUUGCCUUUGGGUUCUCUGGAGUUGUGACAAAGCCUGUGGAGAGUGCCAGACAAAAUGGUCUCUUAGGCCUUGCUCAUGGGCUUGGGCGUGCAUUCUUAGGAUUUAUUGUACAACCAGUUAGUGGGGCUUUAGAUUUUUUCUCUUUAACGGUUGACGGGAUUGGUGCAAGUUGUUCCAAAUGCUUAGAGGUUCUCAAUAACAAGUCAUCCUCCCAGAGAAUUAGAAACCCUCGGGCUAUUCAUGCUGAUUGUAUACUCAGGGAAUAUUCUGAGAGAGAAGCUGUUGGACAGAUGACACUUUAUCUUGCAGAAGCAAGUCGACGUUUUGGCUGCACCGAGAUAUUUAAAGAGCCCUCAAAAUUUGCAUGCUCUGAUAAUUUUGAAGAAUUUUUUGUUGUGCCUUAUCAAAGGACUGUGUUAAUAAGCAACAAACGGGUCAUGCUGCUGCAGUGCCCGGACUUAGACAAGGUGGACAAGAAACCUUCUAAGAUCAUGUGGGAUGUGCCAUGGGAAGAGCUCAUGGCCCUGGAGCUGGCAAAAGCAGGCUGCCGCCAACCUUCCCACUUACUUCUCCAUCUCAAGAAUUUUAAAAGAUCAGAAAAUUUUAUUCGGGUGAUAAAAUGCAAUGUUGCGGAAGAGUCAGAGGACAGCGAACCUCUAGCAGUUAGGAUAUGUUUUGUGGUUCGUAGGGUGUGGAAAGAGUACCAGUCUGAUAUGAAAAGCAUAAUGCUAAAGGUUCCUUCAAGUCAGAGACAUGUCUACUUUUCUUCAAGUGAAGCUGAUGGGGGAGAACCACGUAUUCCUAGUAAAGCAAUUAUCGAGUCAAGAGAUCUCUCUUCAUCAAGUAGUACAUCAGCCGAAGAGAAAUUCGUUAAACAUGGUAUGAAUUUUUUGAAGAUUUGGAGCAGUGAACGAGAAUCUAAAGGUCGAUGCAAAUUGUGCAAGAACCAGGUUGUGGAGGAUGAUAGCAUAUGUAGCAUAUGGAGACCCAUUUGUCCAAACGGGUACAUUUCCAUUGGGGAUAUAGCUCAUGUCGGUAGCCAUCCUCCGAAUGUUGCUGCUCUUUAUCGUAAAAUUGAUGGGUUGUUUGCACUUCCAAUGGGCUAUGAUUUGGUAUGGAGGAAUUGCUCGGAUGACUACAAAGCUCCAGUGUCAAUUUGGCAUCCAAGGGCUCCUGAGGGAUUCGUGUCUCCUGGAUGUGUAGCUGUGGCUGGUUUCGAGGAGCCAGAACCCAGCUUAGUACGGUGUGUAGCAGAAUCACAGGUGGAGCAAACAGAAUUCGAAGAGCAAAAGAUUUGGUCAGCGCCAGAUUCGUACCCGUGGGCUUGUCAUAUUUAUCAAGUGAAAAGUGAUGCUCUUCACUUUGCUGCUCUAAGGCAAGUGAAAGAAGAAUCUAACUGGAAGCCGGUGAGGGUUCUUGAUGAUUCUCAGCCCCUGUUACAGUCCAUGGAAGCUCAAUAGGAAAACCGCUGUAUGUUUUUGUUGAAGUCGGAUUUUGUAAGCAAGAUCACAUGAUAGAGCAAGUAGGCCGAAUAGACUUCGUACAAAAUAGAAUAGUAUAUUUAUAUACAGGAUUUCCGUGUAAUGCUUUCUUUGUAAAGCUCAAUAAAAAUCAUUUGUAAUAAACUUAAUGAUUGAAUUCUGAACAAAUAUUAAAGAAAAUAAGGCCAAUAAACUUAUUUAUUCUA
Ricinus communis (castor bean) is the source of this 13593-nucleotide messenger RNA. RefSeq lists its product as uncharacterized. Gene Ontology annotation, biological process: protein targeting to vacuole; protein retention in Golgi apparatus. The transcript is spliced from 64 exons. Gene Ontology annotation, cellular component: extrinsic component of membrane. The record is from RefSeq and is a predicted model, not a curated record. The coding region runs from base 332 to 13366 and encodes 4344 amino acids. Lineage: Eukaryota; Viridiplantae; Streptophyta; Magnoliopsida; Malpighiales; Euphorbiaceae.